AUGCAACACUACCAUACGCUAAGCCAUCAGCAACAACAACAGCUGAUGCAGCUGCAAAUGCAACAUCAACAGCAUCUACAGCAGCAGCACCAACAACAGCAGCAGCAACAACAGCAACAACAACAACCGCAACAACCGCAACAACAGCAACAACAGCAACAACCGCAACAUCCGCAUAUGCCACCGCAUACUCGCCAUGUUCAACAUCCUGGUCACACCAUGACCAUUAACAGAAAGGUAAUCGAUAAGAGUCAUUACAGCGAUGAAGUUCCACCACCAUUGCCACCGUUACGGAAUCCACAGAAAGCACUGGACUCUGUUCAAGCAAUACCAAGCCUCAACGAUAGUUCCAUCAGUGAACGCGACAAACAGAUUUACAUUUGUUCAACACUCAAAAAUCCUAACAAUCAUAAUGCGAACAAUAAUAAUAGUAAUAACACUAGUCAUAACAAUGGUAACAACACAAUGAAUUCCAGUAAUAUCCAAAAUCACUAUGGAACAAUGAAAAACAAUACAAACGCAGUAAAGAACCAAACCACUUUUAAUUCAACGCCUGCUACCACGACGAAGCCGUUACCGUCUAUUAUUAAUACACCGCUUCCGGAAAUUCCUAAACAACCCCAACAUCAACCGCAAGCACUAAAAGAUGACAUUUAUGUUAAACGAAAACUUAUUGACCAACACAGUAAAUUUGCUACCCUGAAGGCCAUUCCCUUACCGAAAAUCGAAGCCUUAGAAAUUGAGGCUCAAAAAAAGAAAAUGGCCCUAGCGCAACAACAAAAACAACAACAACAAAUGGCAAACACACCGAAUGGUAACCCCGUUACCAUGGCAAACAAUCCUCUACCACCACCCCCAGCGACAAACAUGAGUAACGCCAUGAUCGCAUCCCAAAUCCAAUCCCUUCCUUUGCCUCCUCCGCCACCAGAGCUGAUAGAAGAGGAUCUACUACCUCCUCCACCGCCGCCGGUGAAUCAUGACGGUGAAGUGAUCGCCAGUGAGGAUACCAGCAAAAUCAAAAACGACACCAAAGAGGUUAUCUACGCUACCAAGGCAGUUACCAACUCACACAGUACGGCCCAUAGUGGUAGCAAUGGCGGUAAUGGUAAUAAUGGCAGUAUUAUGAACAACAACCCAACGAAUACCACUAAUAAUAGCGACGAGAGUAGUUUCUAUGCAGUCACAGAGCUGUAG
Ochlerotatus camptorhynchus is the source of this 1194-nucleotide messenger RNA. Its product is annotated as GATA zinc finger domain-containing protein 10-like. The record is from RefSeq and is a predicted model, not a curated record. Gene Ontology annotation, molecular function: cis-regulatory region sequence-specific DNA binding; DNA-binding transcription factor activity, RNA polymerase II-specific. The transcript has a single exon. Gene Ontology annotation, cellular component: nucleus. NCBI's taxonomy places the organism in Eukaryota, Metazoa, Arthropoda, Insecta, Diptera, Culicidae. The coding region runs from base 1 to 1194 and encodes 397 amino acids. Gene Ontology annotation, biological process: response to starvation.